Messenger RNA from Centruroides sculpturatus (bark scorpion), 1803 nucleotides. Its product is annotated as histone-lysine N-methyltransferase SETMAR-like. Lineage: Eukaryota; Metazoa; Arthropoda; Arachnida; Scorpiones; Buthidae. Bases 247 to 741 code for a protein of 164 amino acids. The record is from RefSeq and is a predicted model, not a curated record. Gene Ontology annotation, molecular function: nucleic acid binding. The transcript has a single exon.
CUUUUGUGAGUAAAUUUUGUUAAAGAUUUUUGAAAUUAUUUCCAAAAUUUGAGAAAUAAAUUUAGGUUGGGGAAAAAGAAAUCCAUUAUUUUGUCACUAGAUGGCUGUAGUGAUACAUAUCUCAUAAAAUAUUGAUGACACAAGUUCAGACUUGUGCUUAUUGGAAAAGUGACAUUCUGUACUAAAAAAAAUUCUUUUACAGUUUUUUGAUUGGUCAAUUCAGUUGUGAGUUAUAGGGUGUAAAAGAUGGAAGUUAACAAAGAGAAAAUUAGGUAUGUUUUACAAUUUUGCUUCAAUAAAGGCGAAAAUGCAAGCCAGGCAGCUGAAAUUGUGAAUGGUGUUUAUGGUCCUGAUACUGUCACAGCCAAUUAUGUGCAAUUUUGGUUUCGUCAGUUCCGUUCUGGUAAUUUCGAUGUUAAAGAUGCACCUCGCACAGGUAGGCCCGUUGUCGAAAAUGUCAAUAAAAUCAUGGAAAUGAUAGAAGUAGACUGGCACGUUAGCACUCGUAGCAUUGCCCAGGAGCUAAAGAUUGACCAUAAAACAGUUCUAAACCAUCUGAAUAAAGCUGGAUUCAAAAAGAAGCUUGAUGUUUGGGUGCCACAUGAAUUGACGGAAGAAAACAUUAUGGAUCGAAUUUCCAUCUGCGAAGCCUUGGCCAAACGGAACGAAAUCGACCCAUUUCUUAAACGGAUGGUGACUGGGGAUGAGAAAUGGGUUACAUAUGGCAAUAUUGUGCGAUAACGAUCGUGGUCAGUGUGGUGAAGCGGCUCAAACGGUGGCUAAACCAGGACUAACAGCCAGGAAGGUUUUGCUGUGCAUUUGGCGGGACUGGAAAGGAAUCAUCUACUAUGAGCUGCUUCCAUAUGGCCAAACACUAAAUUCGGACCUCUACUGUCAACAAUUGGACCGUUUGAAGCUAGCGAUUGAUCAGAAGCAGCCAGAAUUGGCUAACAGGAGAGGUGUUGUACUUCAUCACAACAACGCCAGGCCACACACAUCUAUAGUGACUCGCCAGAAAUUCCAGGAGCUUGGUUGGGAAGUUUUGAUGCAUCCACCUUAUAGUCCAGACCUGGCACCAAGCGAUUACCAUCUUUUUUUAUCAUUACAAAAUUUCCUCGGUGAUAAGAAAUUGGCAUCAAGAGAGGAUUGCGAAAAUCACUUAGUCAAGUUUUUCGCCAAUAGGGAGCAGGGCUUCUACGAGAGAGGAAUUAUGAAGUUACCUUUAAAAUGGCAACAAAUUAUAAAACAAAACAGUGCAUAUUUGAUCCAAGUCGAACAACCGAAACCAUGUUAAAUAAAGACUUGAAAUGAACGUAAAAAUAAUGGAUUUCUUUUUCCCCAACCUAUAUUUAAAAUACAGAUUUUUUUACUUUAAAAUCAAUUUAUAAUUUUUAUGUAUUACUUUUCAAAUAGCUCACCGAAUACAAUACUUUUAAUAGGAAACUCAUUUCCAUCCAUUUUUGAGAGUAUUGUAAUUUUAAAAGUUUUCACUCUGUACAGAGCUGCUUCACAAAGUAUGUUCACACAUUGUCACAUCUACACAAUGUUAGCAUGUUUGGUCAAUUUCUUUCUUUACAUAAGUGUGACUUAAAGUUUGAUUUCUAAUCAAUAAAAAGAAAACCAUUAAAAUGUCAUUUAUAUCAUAAGCAGCAAUUUAAAAACACAAAGAAAAAGUUUGCUUUAUUUCAGUUUAAUCUGAAUUUGGGAAUGUGGGAUUCCCAAUUUUCAUUAUAUCAUGACUAACUGAUGUAUCCAGUGAUACUUGGGUUAUCUUAAAUUAAGUAAACAUUAAACAGGAUUGAA